AGCUGCCGGGGUCUUCUUCCCUGCGGGGAGGCGAAGGAAGGAGGGCGGCGGGAGCAUGGCCGGAGGGGAGCGAGGCGGCGGCGGAGGGGGCCACGGCAGUGGCGGAGGCGGAGGCGGCGGCCCGUCGGGGUCCGAGAGUCGCGAGCACUUGUUCAAGGUCCUGGUCAUCGGCGAGCUGGGCGUGGGGAAGACCAGCAUCAUCAAGCGCUACGUCCACCAGCUCUUCUCGCAGCACUACCGGGCCACCAUCGGGGUGGAUUUCGCCCUCAAGGUCCUCAACUGGGACAGCAGGACGUUGGUGAGGUUGCAACUCUGGGACAUCGCAGGUCAAGAGCGGUUUGGCAAUAUGACCAGAGUGUACUAUAAAGAAGCUGUAGGGGCCUUUGUAGUCUUUGAUGUCACAAGAGGAUCAACAUUUGAGGCAGUUUCCAAGUGGAAACAUGACUUGGACAGUAAAGUCAUUCUGCCAAAUGGUAGCCCAAUCCCUGCUGUUCUGCUCGCCAACAAAUGUGAUCAGAAGAAAGAAAGCAGCCAGAAUCCUUCUCAGAUGGACCAGUUCUGUAAAGAGGGAGGUUUUGCUGGGUGGUUUGAAACGUCUGCUAAGGAUAAUAUCAACAUUGAUGAAGCUGCUCGGUUCUUGGUGGAAAACAUCCUUGCCAAUCUCAAAACCUUUCCUAACGAAGAGAAUGAUGUUGGAAAACUAAAACUGGACUCCGAUCCACUGAAAGCAGAAAGUAAAUCUCAGUGCUGUUAGUUACGUUUUUAUCUUUUAUUGAUACACUAUGUGAGAGCGGCAGAGUUCUUGCUUCUCGAAGUGGGCAGCUGCUAUGGUGCUUCUUCACAAUCCUCGGGGUGGGUGGGUUCUGAUUUCUUUGAGUUGGUCACACUCCAGGUGUUUACACAUCUUUAUUUUUAUUGCAAGUAGGAGUGCAAAAUUACCAUGAACAUUACGCCCUUUAUGAAUCAUUUAGAAUGGUUGAAAGGGGACAUCCUAUUUAACAAAAUUGUUCUGUAAGGAUUCAUUGUGAGAAACUCUGUCCCGACAUUUGCCCAUCACAAGACCGUUUCAAAAAGAAGUGUCAUUCAUUCAGAAUGUUUAUUUUGUUCAGCGCCAUUUUCUUUUUGCUUAUUUCCCCUUGAGUACAAUGGGAAAUUUCCCCUUAUUUUCCCCUUGCUUUGGCCUCUCUUUUAUCACAUUCAUCCCUAUUCAGUACUUGGACAUUUGGCAAUCAAUGCAACAUUUACAUCCAAGUAAGACAGGACUGAUGCUAAGCAGCAAGAGGCAUGCCUUAUUUACAGUGUGGCCUAAACUAUGACACAGUUGGAAGGAAGGAUGAGAAAAUAAAGCUGGUGUAAGAGGAUUACAGAUGUCUGUGCUACUCACAAAUGAGAAGAAUUCAUUUCUGACUUUCAUAUGCAGAUAAUGGAAAUAAUAAAUAUUUUAGUAUUCUUGUAUGUGUUAAGCAAUAUUGUGCACAAAGACAAGUUAUCUCUUCUUACACAAACACAAUAAUUGUAAAAGAAAUGUUCCCAGGAGGUGUGUGUAUGUGUGUAUGAAUGAGAUGGUAACACAGAAAAUGAUCUGUCGCUACCUUUAAUUUCUAGAUUGUGGUAUUAGUAAACCCGUUAAUAAUGGUGUUUGUCUAAUCCUUGUAUUUUGCCACUUUUAAACACUUGAAUUCAGUUCUGAUUAGGGUAUUGUGCAUUUCUACACCAGGACAAUUUACAAAUAUAUAAUGUAUUCUUGGUUUAUAAUCAUUGCUAACAACCCUAAGGUUGUAAAAACCCAGGUAUAAUGAAAUGAUAAGAUGCUGUCUAUCUUGGAUUGUUGAUUGCUGACAGUUUCUAUCAAAGUUUGGAGAAAAGUCUGGAGAAAUUUUGCUACUCACUGCACAGUGGUGUUAAAUCUGUAACUGGCAGGCUAGAGUUGAUAAGUGUAAUCUCUUCAUGUUAUACUAAUCAACUAUAGCCUGCCAGUUGCUCCAAAUCUAGAAGUAUGAUGCUCCUAACUUUCUUCAGGUUUAAACUGGGUCACAAACACACAUUUAUGUUCCAGAAGAUAGGCGUACUGCCAUAUAAAUGUUUUUAUAAUACAGAAAAAUAGACUUUUCAUAAGGUACCCUUUGGCACUUAAAAAAAUCCCAAAGACCACACUUUUGUUGGCUAGUUUUUUAAUUUUAGACCUGCACUUUGUUGAAAUUUCCAAAAGGUGAAACAUAUUUUUAAUUGUGAUUUGCUUCUCUAUUCUCUGAUGAUUCCCAUUUAAUUGAAUGCAUCAGAAAUUGAGCGUAAAUAACUUGUGGUUUUUAUGAACAAAACUGUAUGCUUUACAAGGAAGAAUAAAUAAACAUGGAGACUGUGAAAAGAUAAAAUCUUUCACAGCUGUAGUAUGUGAGAUCUCAACUGUAGUUCCUAAAGUUGCAAUAGUUACUAUCAGUAAAGUACAUAAGAGAGACCUUCAGCAAUCUCAUUGUACCAUUUCAUACAACAGUUCUCAGGGUAGAAAAGAUCUAUAUUUAUACAGCUGUAACAACUACUAGAGAAUCAGACAGAUACAUUACACUGCUUGAUGAUACUUGUGUUGCUGAUGCGACAUUGAUUUAUACACCAAAUUGGUGUGUGUGUGCGUCCGUGUGCUUAUUGCCAAUUGAUGUUGUUUAAAGAGAAAGCAAUUUGGUAUGUCCCAGUGCUAUUAAUGACCUUCAGAAAGGUCAUUACUGGUAAAAAAAAUAGCUUUGACUUAAUGAAGAUUAAAGAAGAGGGUGCAGCAGCAAGAUAGAAGCUGAAUGCUGAGAAUGCAUUCCCUAACCAUCUCUUAAUAAGGAAAUAAAUGACUUUUUGAACUUUAUGCAUAUCACUAAUUGUUUAAAGUAGUUUUGGUUUUUCCAGCUACAAUUUUCUCAGAAAGCUAAAACGAGGAACUCUUAUUGUAUUUCAGUUCUGCUGCUUACAGCAGAGGUGUGAAUCACAGAUCUUGUGAGCCCCAAAGCUAUUUUUUGUACUGAUAAAGUACCCAGGGUCAAUAAAUUAAAAAAACUGAUUUUUUUUUAGGGUGCUAAAAUUCCCCCUAUAGGAAAUUGUGUUUCUAUGAGCUGCUGUUCUCUUGUAAGCAAGACAUGUCCCCAUACCUUGUUUUAGUAGAAAAAAAACAUUAGUUGGUGGCUGAGAUAUUCAUAUAGAGGAUGGUAUAGACCCUGAGAGAUUCUGGGGUCAGAAACAUGGUAUCUGGCCUCUUGGAGAUUGCCCACUCUGAUUUACAAUAUAUUUUCUGGUGACACUGAAAUCAAUACACUGAAAUUGUGAUCAGUUUGAGAUCAAGUAUCCUUCAGCACCUGAGCAUUUCGUCAUUUAUUUGAUUCUAAAGGAGAAACCACCAUCUCAGAAUGUAAGAAAAGAUACCAUUUAUUUCAAUUUAAAAUUUCUGAAUGUGUUUUGGCCUGAAUUUAUGGCCACCUUCAGGGGCUGUAUGAGGAAAACAAAGUAAAACAAAAGGGACAGCACAAUAACACUUGUACUCUUUACAUUAAAAUUCAUAUAACCACCUAAAGCAUUAACACACAAUUCAGAAAAGAGAACAUUCAACCAACAUAUUAAUAACAUUUAACUGACAAACAGCUGUUAUAUUUUAUACAUACCUUAUGGCAUAGUGGGAGAAAGGUCUCCUAUGUAUGGAUGUUAUAUUACCCUGGCUGUUCUUCAGGGAACAACGGCUGGGGUAAGAUAACAUUCAUACAUAGGAGACCAUUCUCCCACUACCUCAAGCCAUCUGUUGGAGCUGGGGGCAAACCAAGAGAGAGAGAGAAAGGAAGAAAUUAACUGUAUGUAUAAAAUAUACAGUAAUGGCUAUAUUUGUCAAUUAAAUGUGAUUAAUAAUAUGCUGGAUGUAUAUUUGCUUUUGUGAAUAAUGUAUAUUAACAUUUUAGAUGGUUAUUUGCAUUAUAAUCUAAAUAUGUAAAAAUGUUAGUUGAUUGUGCCCUUGUAUGUUUUUCUCAUACAGCUCGUGAAGAAGAGUAUAAAUUUAGGCAGAAAUGCACUGGGCAAUUUUAAAUUGAAAUAAAGUCUGAUACAUUUUCUUACAUCCUGAGACUGCUUCAAAAUCAAAUUUAGUGGACGCACAAGAUCCUGUUUUUGAUUACUGUUUCGUUCAGUCAUUUAGUAUCUUCAUGUGUGGAGCCAUUAAUACUAUGUUUACAGUGUUAAAAUGCAAGGAUAUUUUUUUCUCCACUUCCAAGAAUGAAUGGCAUAGCACUGCUAUUUUUCUUCAUUCUGUAUCUUCUUACAGAAUGCAGCUCCAUCCCUAAAUAUUGUGUGCCUCUAGUCCUGUACAUAAAAUAAAUGGAAAAAUGGUAACUAGCACAUGAAAUUAAGUCAUUAAAGGGUAAACAUGGAUGUCUGUAAUGACUUCUGCAUACCGCACUUUAAAAACUCUCAGUCAUUAAAAUAUUGCCCAGAAUAUGAGUGGUGGUUGCAUUUGGUUGAUGUAAUUUGCUAUGACUAGUUGCAGCUAAUUGACAGGAUUCUGGUGUGCCUCCCAGAUGCAUGCCUGGUCACAUGCCCAAUUGUGCAACUGAGAUGCACCCCAACACCUCAUCAAACAGCCAUAGCAAAAUUAUGCAAGCAUAUGUAGGAUUCCCAACAUUAAGUGUCAAGCUGCUGCAAUAAUGGUAAGGGCAAGGCAUUGGUCGUUACAAAAUAAACAUGGACUUUCACAUUUAAUUGAUCAGUCAGUUUCUGUUUAUGGAAUCUUCUAAAGAUUUUUUAUAACAUGGAUGCAGGGGUAUUGAAAGUGUUAUUCUACCAGAGUGUAUUUCAAAAACAUAGCUUGUAUAGGUUGCCUUCCUCCUCAGUGUUAAAACUAGGUUUGUCUGAGUGAAGUAGGAUGUACUACUAUUGGCUGCAGAAUACAACUGAGCCUUCAGCUCUUUGGCCAGAAUCCUCUUGCAUGACAUGAUUGAAUAAGGGCAAGAGGCAUUAGCUGUCUUUCUGGCUUCAUGUUAUGUCCCAGCCAUGUCCUGGUUGCACAAUUGAUCAUGGGACAGAUAACUUAAAAACUCUUUGCAUAAGUGCCUUUAACAUGUGUGCAAAAACACAACAGGAUUUUGGCCUUUAAUACUUGUAAAUCUUCUUGAAAUGUCUGGGCAAUGCAUGGUGACAUACGAAAUCCAGAGACAUUAUAGCAUAAAACAUCUGAAGUGGAGCGAGGGCUUCACUAUUCUCUACAACUUUUUAUGCUAGAUUGGUUAUCAAUAACUGUGUGCAGAAGAUCUAUCUGCAAUUAAAUAGCCAUCAGUAAGGGGCUGAGGAGGAUCUCUGCCUGAAAGCUUGGAUACUGUUGCCAUUAUUGAUUAAACACUGAUAGGAAAAACUGAUUAAUGGCCUGAUGUGAUUGAUAUAAGGCCUCAACAUUGCAUUAUAUAUAUGUAUAAUUGUUUCAUAAAACAUUUGUUUAGCUUUCUGCUUUAGAAAAGAUGUGAUGUACAUUAAGCAAAAUUAUUAUGAAGCCAUACUUUUUUUGGAAAACCCUGAAAAGUGUUGUCAGAAGUUAGAAUGACUUGAUAGCAGAUUAUUAUUAUUUAACAAUAGAUGUUUUGGAGCUAUACUCCCAAAGAAGACUGGUCUUCAGUGCUGGCAUUCCCAAGUUGUACAUCUUCUCCAAGCUCUUACCUCAUGUUGAGUACCUGUAGAAGAAAGAUACUCAGUCAGAGUGUCUGAUUUGAGCUAUCUAGGUCUGUAGCUUGCAAAACACCACUUAAAACUUUAGCUUUAGAAUGGAUCAGUUAUUAUAGAACCAGGAGAUACAGUAACCAGGAAAUGUAGCCCAACCAAGAAGCUGAAGUUUCUGAACAGUUUUUAAGAAUGAUUAUGAAGUUGAAGUGGGUCUAUGAUAGUAACUUGCCAGAUAAAAAACACUACCAGAUAAGGAUCACUGGUUGUAUCAACUGGCACACCAUUGGCCAUUCUUGAGGUCAUCUGGCUGUCCAAAAGUCACAUAGUCAUCCAUAUUCGAGCUGGAAUGUGACCAGAACACAAUACCUACCUUUGUUUGUCAGUGAGUCUACUAGCUAUUGCCUGUUCACAUCAUCUCCAAAGUGAGCUUCAGUUUUGUUCACUAUUGUUUGAUUUAUUGUCAAACUAGAUAUUCACAAAGGAGGUUGCACCGUCUCAUACUAAUGCAAAUGCUGAACAUAAGAAAUGUCAUUGCAUAUAGUGAACAUGAAGAUUCCAGACACCAUCAGUCAGUGAGUGGUUGCAGGUAGAUGUGAAAAAUGUAUUAAAGAAUGGGAUAUAAAAUGUAGAUAUUAGAAUGUAGAUAUUAAAAAGAAUAGGAUACAAUAUAUAGCUGCUAGUUUUGACUCCUGUAGGACAAAGUGGUAGCUUUCCAGCACCACCUUCUGGAACUGAACAGAGCAAGGAGAAGAUCUUAAAAGUAGUGCCCUUAUUUUCAUGCUGUACAAGCAGUCCAGAAGACAAAAGUGCUAGAAGGUAUAGAGGAUUCCGGUAGAAACAAAAGGAUCUCAAUAUCCGCAAGGCAGUUUGUUACAAUAUAUGCUUACAUUUUAACAUUCCAGUAGUAUAAAUGGGGAAGAUACUAAGUCAAGGAAUUUCAAAGUAAUAAGCUGGCCGUGUAUUGGCUCCUUUUUCUUUGUUUCCUUCCUGCUGCCUGCAUAUCUUCCUUGAGAACAACAUGCAGAAUUAUAUAGUAUGCACAUACUACACAAAACCUGCUUUCCCACAUCACCUGCGUUGACUCCUAAGGUUGGAAAGUGGAACAACAGUUGUUUCCUCUGAAAAAUUUUGUUUCCUGAGAUUGGGUUUUCUAUAGUAAUUAAACAAAUUUUUCUUUUUCUUAUUCCUUUGUUCAUUUGAGAAUAUUCCAGUCGAACCCAUCUGCCUUAUGUUUUAAUUGUGCAAUCCUGGCUAUGUCUACUUAGCUUAUUGAAAUGAAGUUCCAUUCAGCUCAGUGGGACCUGUAUCAAGGCAAACGUGUAUAGUAUCACAGCCUUAUCCUAUUUGUGGAUCCAGAAGUAUUUGCACUGCUUGAAAGAACACGGCUAGAACAUUUGAGACAUAUCCUAAAUUAUACAUGUGGGAUGAUGGAAUGAAGCAACACUUGUAGAAUGAAAAAUAUGUAGGUUAUAUCCAUGCCAGUGGUUCUGCAUGGGAUAUGCCCUGUGUCAUAGGGUGGUGCAUGUAUCUUCUGUCUUUUCCUGAUCUGCGUUUGUACUUUGUCAUGGCUCAUGAUUGUGGCCAUUUAAAACCAAACUGUGCACAACAUGGAGGUUCGAAACAAAGCCUGGAAAAGUUACUUUCUUAGUACACAGCUCUGAAUAUUCCCCCAGCCAGUUUGGCCAGAAUUUUCUAAGAAUCCUAGGAAAUUUUGCCCCCAGAAGUAACUUCUCCAGCUCUAGUUCUAAAUUAGGUGUACCCCAAAUUGUAGUAUGAUUUAGUUGCUAAGUUAGUGCAGCUUUUCCACAGAUUGCUUUACCUAAAGUCUUUCUACCUAAAGCAAAAGUAUGGGUAUAUAAGUAGGCAAUAUAUGAGGUAUUUCAGAGUCUAGUCUAUACUUCCCUGUGUCACCUCAAGUCCAGGAGAUAAGGCUCUUUUAAACCGUGGAGAAAACAGUCUAUUAUGUCAAGUCUGUGCCUGUUUUAGGGAAUAGAACAUGCCCUUUACAUUUAGAAAAAUACUUCAGUGGGGAAGUAUUUUGGUCUGUUUUCUACUUUGAAUUUAGUAUUAAAAGUUUGAUACAUAAUUGAGUAUAUAUAUUUUUAAAUCUGCACUAAAAACAAAAAGAUUUGUGUUGAAAAUGCUCUGCAAAAAAUAAAUAAACCAUGUUUGCGUCUUGUGUUUGGAUAACAGGUUUGGUUCUCCAGUGUCUUCCUGUGUCAUUCUUGUUUAGGAAAAUGUCUUUUUUUAUCUGUUUGCUUAUAUAUUUCCUGUAUUUUAUAGCAAUAAAUUUUUCAGUCAAUG
Messenger RNA from Pogona vitticeps (central bearded dragon), 7971 nucleotides. The record is from RefSeq and is a predicted model, not a curated record. Lineage: Eukaryota; Metazoa; Chordata; Lepidosauria; Squamata; Agamidae.